This is a messenger RNA of Triticum urartu, 1919 nucleotides long. Its product is annotated as glucan endo-1,3-beta-glucosidase 8. Gene Ontology annotation, biological process: carbohydrate metabolic process. Lineage: Eukaryota; Viridiplantae; Streptophyta; Magnoliopsida; Poales; Poaceae. The record is from RefSeq and is a predicted model, not a curated record. Gene Ontology annotation, molecular function: hydrolase activity, hydrolyzing O-glycosyl compounds.
AAAUAAUCAAAUCGUUCGCACCUCCCCAUCAUCCAAAUCGCAUCCCUUCUCCUCCUCCUACACGUACGUCCCCCAGCUGGAGCCAAAAUCCGCGUUUCAUUCGUGAGCUCUUCUUCUUCCGUCCGUGUGUGGCCUCAAAAGCUGAACCCAGCUCGCGCUUGCUCCGAUCGUUCGUGAACUCUUCUUGCGUGCGUGCGUGGCCCGAAAGCUUAGCUUUGCCGCUCUGGUGCUUCGAUCAUGGCGGGCGUGGCCGUGGCGCGGCCGCUGCUGCUUCUGCUGCUGGCCGUCGUCGGGCUUCCGGCGGCCGUGGGGCUCGGGGUGAACUGGGGCACGAUGGCGUCGCACCAGCUGCCGCCCAGCACCGUGGUGCAGAUGCUGCAGGACAAUGGCAUCAAGAAGGUGAAGCUGUUCGACGCGGACGCGGAGCCGCUGGGCGCCCUCGCCGGCUCCGGCAUCGAGGUCAUGGUGGCCAUCCCCAACAACAUGCUCGACAUGAUGACCGACUACGACACCGCCAGGGAGUGGGUGCACAAGAACGUCAGCGCCUACAACUUCGGUGGCGGCGUCAACAUCCGAUACGUUGCCGUCGGGAAUGAGCCGUUUCUGUCGUCCCUGAAUGGCACCUUCCUGAAUGUCACGCUCCCGGCCCUGCAGAACAUCCAGAAGGCCCUUGAUGAGGCCGGCGUCGGCGACACCAUCAAGGCCACCGUGCCGCUGAACGCCGACGUGUACCAGUCCCCCAAGGACACCCCGGUGCCGUCGGCCGGGCGGUUCCGGCCGGAGAUCUCCGGCCUCAUGACGGAGAUCGUGCAGUUCCUCAACCAGAGCGGCGCGCCCUUCACCGUCAACAUCUACCCGUACCUCAGCCUCUACGGCAACGACGACUUCCCGCUCGACUUCGCCUUCUUCGACGGCGCCAGCAGCCCCGUGGUCGACGGCAACAUCCAGUACACCAACGUGUUCGACGCCAACUUCGACACGCUCGUGUCGGCGCUCACGGCGGCCGGCGUAGGCGGCCUGCCGGUGAUCGUCGGCGAGGUCGGCUGGCCGACCGACGGCGAGAAGCACGCCACGGCCGCCUACGCGCAGCGCUUCUACACGGGCCUGUUCCGGAAGCUGGCGGGCAACGCCGGCACGCCGCUGCGCCCGAACCAGUACAUCGAGAUCUACCUCUUCAGCCUGAUCGACGAGGACGUCAAGAGCAUUGAUCCGGGCAACUUCGAGCGGCACUGGGGCAUGAUGCGGUACGACGGCCAGCCCAAGUACGCCAUGGACCCGACCGGGCAGGGCCGGAACACGGCGCUGGUGGGAGCCCGGGGCGUGGAGUACCUCCCGCGGGUGUGGUGCGUGCUCAACGCCAACGCGGGCAACAUGAGCAGGCUCGCGGACAACGUCGGCUACGCGUGCACCUACGCCGACUGCACCUCCCUCGGCUACGGGUCGACGUGCAACGGCAUGGACGCCGCCGGCAACGCCUCCUACGCCUUCAACGCCUACUUCCAGGUGCAGGACCAGGACGAGGAGGCGUGCGGCUUCGACGGCCUCGCCGUGCGCACGCGCCAGGACCCCUCCACGGGCACCUGCAACUUCACCAUACAGCUCAAGACCACCUCCGCGGCGGCGGGGCGGCCGACGGUACUCUUCACGACGGCCCUGCUGGCCUUGGUUCUUGCGGCCAUGGUGACCAUGCUCUGAGUCCGAAUCUGAUUCAUACGUGGUGCUAGUUAGUAGUGACUCGAGCAGUUAGCUACAGGAAGGAGCUAGCUAGAUAUUACACACUUGUAGUUGUAGAUAUUCUUUUGGUUUGUAUACGUGUUACGCCACUGUAGUAUAUAUGAUCACAUGACCCCAUGGACCUCGGAUUCCAAGGGUUUAUUAGAUGUAUAGCUAGCAAGAAAGAUUGAGCUCACUCAUGUGCA